Molecule: messenger RNA, 988 nt
Organism: Ipomoea triloba (trilobed morning glory)
Lineage: Eukaryota; Viridiplantae; Streptophyta; Magnoliopsida; Solanales; Convolvulaceae
Product: plasma membrane-associated cation-binding protein 1-like
Exons: 4
Coding region: 132-770 (212 amino acids)
Cellular component (GO): plasma membrane
Source: RefSeq, a predicted model, not a curated record
GUGUGGUAACGACCCAACAAUCAGAGCGCUGAGGAUUGAGCCACCAUUGUUGUUGUAAGCCACAGGAACAGUGCACACAUAGUUUCUUUUGAAUUCUAUUCAGUUUUUGGAUUUGAUCAUCCAUAGCGAAGAUGAACUACUGGAAAGCUAAGGUUCUCCCAAAGAUCAAGAAGGUUUUCGAGAAGAACGGCACCAAGAAGGCUGCUGCAGCUGAGGCUUGCAAGGCCUUCGAUGACUCUAAGGAGCAGUAUGGGAAGGAGUUUGAAGACAAGAAGGCUGAACUUCAACCCAAAGUUGUCCAAGUCUAUGAAGCUUGCUCCGCUGAGAUAAAGGGUUUGGUAAAAGAGCCAAAGGACUCAGGGCUGAAGAAGCACUCAGCUGAUGUUCAGAAGCUCCUGGAUGAGCUUGUCAAGAUCGAUUUUCCGGGAUCAAAGGCGGUGAGCGAGGCAUGUACGAAGUUGGGGCCGGCGUACGUGUCGGGACCGGUUUUAUUCAUAUUUGAGAAAGUGUCCGUGCUGAUCCCGGUGGAGGAGAAGAAGGAGGAGGAGGCGGCGCCGGCGCCGGCGGAGGCGGAGGCUAAGGAAGAAACAAGCAAAGAAGUUGAGGUGAAAGCGGAAGAGAUAGCAGCGGCCGCUGAGGAAGAACCAAAGGCGGCUGAAGCUCCACCGGCGGCUGAGUGUGCUCCGGCUACAGAAACAACCGCCGCCGCCGCCGAACCACCGAAGGCGGAAGAGAAAGCAGAACCCGCCGCCGAGCCACCCAAGGCUUGAUCGUUGCAACAGGUGAAUAUAGUCAUCAAACUGUUAAUUUGCUCCGAAAAGGGACUUUUGUGCAAAAAAAAAAAAAAAAUUCAAUUUGUGUUGUGAGAAGACAAAACAUUGUACUUUGUUAAUUAUUAUUCUUUAUAUUUAUUCGUGAUUAUAUAUAUGUAUAAUAUAAAUUCUAUUUCUCCUUUUUUACUUCUAUUCAAUUCUUCCCUUGUGUACUA